This is a messenger RNA of Pecten maximus, 2216 nucleotides long. RefSeq names its product barH-like 2 homeobox protein. Gene Ontology annotation, molecular function: DNA binding; DNA-binding transcription factor activity, RNA polymerase II-specific. Lineage: Eukaryota; Metazoa; Mollusca; Bivalvia; Pectinida; Pectinidae. The transcript has 3 exons. The record is from RefSeq and is a predicted model, not a curated record. The coding region runs from base 529 to 1593 and encodes 354 amino acids. Gene Ontology annotation, biological process: regulation of DNA-templated transcription.
CAGUGGUCACAAAUACCUGCCCUUCUUGACCAUGUAAUCCUUUGGCUUACUGUUGACUGAUUGUACCUCACCCGACCAGCGUACGGAUGUAGAUCACAUAUCGCGUAAUUGGAGUCGGUGUAUAGAAGAGUACACAUCGACCAUUGUGCAUUUUUCAUAACUACUGACUUUUAGCCGUCUUCGCUUCAUCUGUCAAGUCUUUCUAGCGGACAAUCGAUGUCUGAGGGGCUACCAUUCACGCCUAGUGGACACAAUUAUAUGUAGCAUUGUCGUCGAUGAAGUGUGGCUAUAUCGUUUCCUACCUAUGCUGUGUGAAAGACACGAAGAUACUCCCUAUAUGGAUACGAUAAAAGCUACCUGGAUCACUAGAACGUAGAUUUGGAUUACGUGAUAACUGUAUUUCUCUGUUUAUCAUUAGGAUAAACAGAUAAAAUGAAAUGACAACACCUGUCAGCUGACUCUUCUUAAAACUUAGUUUCAUUAGUCUUACUAAUCUUUUCGUUGUCUUACUUAUCAAAACGGAUCAUCAUGACACUAAAUCUGAUAAAAAACGACCGAAUGGCUUCUUCAGUGGACGCGGUGAGUUCUUCAUCUUCAUCCCCAAUACCUAGAGUAAAUGAUGAGGUUGAUUGUCAUUCUGAUAAAUCUGACUCUGAAAACGAAAGAGUUUGCAAAAAUAGCGAUGCCCCCAGUGAUACGGACCGUGUGUCAGUGCCGUCAGUAAUUGACCGACAGGAAAUUUCUUUGGAUUCUAACAUUCCAGAAACACAUACAAGACUUAGUGACACAAAUGGACCUUUAGUAAGUCCACCGAGGAGAUCUUUUUUUAUCACAGACAUUUUAUCAGAAGGACAUCGAGAACGGACACAGACAUUCUCGGCAUUUCGACCUCUAAGAGUGCCGAGUCGAUACUUAUCGUCACAUAGUUCUCUGAACACCGAGGCUAUUGCUAAACACAAUUUUGUAAACUUUGCAUCUCUGGGUAGAACCGGCAACGCCGAUGAGUAUCGUAAUGAUACAGUCGAUGACAAAGAUGACGAUGAAGAUGAUAGUGAUGAUGCUAGUACAGAUAUACUAGAAGAAGACAAAAAGGAAGAUGGAUCUUCUGAUCAGCAAACAGAUUCUGUAACUGGAUUAAUGAAACCAAAGAAGCCCAGAAAGGCACGAACGGCUUUCACUGAUCACCAAUUAAACAGCUUGGAAAAAACAUUUGAACGACAGAAAUAUCUUAGUGUCCAAGAUAGGAUGGAACUUGCCGCUAAACUCAAUCUCACUGACACCCAAGUAAAGACAUGGUACCAGAACAGAAGGACAAAAUGGAAGCGACAGACAGCCGUGGGCUUAGAGCUUCUAGCGGAGGCGGGUAACUACGCGGCAGUCCAACGUUUGUUACAGACAAAUCCCUACUGGUUCACAUAUCAUCCUCAGGCGGCAGGAAUCAUCUCUAAUAUUGACGCUUUGUACUAUCGCCAUGGUGAAAGUUCAAUGACUCCACAGCGCCCAACAUUGCCCAGAAUGUUUAUCCAUGGCCUACAGCAGCAUGUUAACCAUAUUUCAACGCCUCCUCCGAUUUAUUCUGAAAACCGAAGUUGAGAGAAUGAUGUCCACUUAUCUAGGGCAUAAUUAUAGAAUGAUGAAAUGACAUUAGUUACGUAAUGAUAAAUGAUAAGAAUGUGCAGCGAGUGCAACAGUCGUUAAGCAAACCUGUCCUGGAAAAGUUACGCUUAGUUCAUUGGGGAGUUUUAACUCCGUGUUUAACUUGAUACAAGACACGUAAACAGGGAACCUCCAACUCAUUAAGUGAUGCAACAAUUUGAAAUGGCAGAAAUACCUGUACUUUCGUCUGCUACAAUCCACGAUGUUUAAAAAUGCAUCCAUACCAAACGCUUUUAUGACGUAUAUGGUGACCUUAGAAAAGUGUGUGUUAUUAAUGGCGUUUAUUUGUGAACGACAAUGGACAUUACAUAUUUCACAUAGAUGACAACCAUGCUUUCAAAAAUCUAUACACACAAUGAUAAUGUACAUGUAUUUAACUAGUCGAUUACAUCCGCCUUCAGAAUGGCAAGUCUGCAUGCAAGAUGUGAAUUCAAAAGUGCUUCAAUAUUGCAUUUAGUUUUAUCUCUUUUCCCCCAUUUUCUCACAUGCAUUUAUAUAAAGAACUAAGGUGAUUUCUGUGUGUCACGAAAUUAUCUUUAGACUUUAGUUAUGAAUAAAAA